This is a messenger RNA of Myripristis murdjan (pinecone soldierfish), 3030 nucleotides long. RefSeq names its product nuclear receptor subfamily 1, group D, member 2b (gene nr1d2b). Bases 486 to 2291 code for a protein of 601 amino acids. Gene Ontology annotation, molecular function: zinc ion binding; RNA polymerase II cis-regulatory region sequence-specific DNA binding; nuclear receptor activity. The transcript has 8 exons. NCBI's taxonomy places the organism in Eukaryota, Metazoa, Chordata, Actinopteri, Holocentriformes, Holocentridae. The record is from RefSeq and is a predicted model, not a curated record. Gene Ontology annotation, biological process: negative regulation of transcription by RNA polymerase II; cell differentiation; positive regulation of transcription by RNA polymerase II.
AAACACAGUCACUGCUAAAGCUGCCUUCGACAUCGCCGCGCUCUCACCUUUUUUUCCCCUACACUAUCUCUCAAUGGAGUAUGGCGUUUUUCUAGGUCCAUAGCAACUGCACUGAAAGCAGACAAGCUAUUUGUCUUUUUUUUUUUAGAGGAGCAACCAUUUUAACCUUCCGCCACGGCAGACAGACCCAUCGGCUGUCAUCGAAAUCCAUUUGGUGAAACUUAAAGCUCAGGCUAGGUUUCAUGUUAGGAUGUUUUAACCAUUUCCACAGGACGGAUAUCUUCGCUAAGCUUACUUCGCCUGUCAUCGACAAUCGAUUUUAGUUUGUGCCAUAGAUGUUAGGUGAAGCAUAUCCACUGUAUGUUAUUGCACAGUUGUUCAAGUAGCAGAAUUCAGCGACUUCUCAGUUGCUGAGCACCCAAACAGAAAAACGGCUUCGGCACUGAGGUAGCAAAGGCGGAGGAAAACCCCGAAAGUCGCAGGAUAUGGAGUCCACAAAAGCUGGGGGCGUAAUAGCCUACAUCAGCUCCUCCAGCUCUGCGUCCAGCCCGGAGUCAUGCCAUAGCGACUCCUCUGACGGCAGCUACCAGUCGUCGUCUCCACCCCACUCAUCCUCUCCGAGCCACCGCCAGUCGGCUCAACCAGCCAACCCUGUGCUCCCGGCCGGCAGCCAGAACCUUCCUGGGCCUCAGAAAACUGGCCGCUCCUCCUCUGCCACUAAAUGUGGCAUCACAAAGAUCAACGGCCUGGUGCUGCUGUGCAAAGUGUGUGGUGACGUGGCCUCUGGUUUCCACUACGGUGUCCAUGCCUGCGAGGGCUGCAAGGGCUUCUUCAGGAGGAGCAUCCAGCAGAACAUCCAGUAUAAGAAGUGCCUUAAGAACGAGAGCUGCCCCAUCAUGAGGAUCAACAGGAACCGCUGCCAGCAGUGCCGUUUCAAGAAGUGUCUGAUGGUGGGAAUGUCCAGAGACUCUGUGCGCUUUGGUCGGAUCCCCAAGCGAGAGAAACAGCGCAUGCUGCUGGAGAUGCAGAGUGCCAUGAACAACAUGAUGAACAGCAGCCAGCUGCACAGCCAGCUCCACAGCAGCCAGACGCUCCCCAUCGCCAAACCACUACCUGCCUGCUCAGUAGAGCCCACCUCCAAGGACACUGGCCCCGCCCCUUCCUGCUCUCCCUCUUCCUCGCCCCGCUCCAGCCAAUCGGACUCCAGCUCCGACCCGGAACCUGCGGUAGCCAUGGACAUUAGUCCCAGCUCAGCCUCAUCCAGCGCGUCAGACAGCGGUGAGGAGGAGGUGAUCGGAUCGGUGACCAGGGCCCACCAGGAGACCUUCAUGUACAACCAGGAGCAGAGCAGCCUGGCGGCCGAGGCCUCCGGUCCCCCAUGCCUCCAGGACUGCGGCUCCCCAAAAACCACCACCAACACUAGGAUAGAGGAGAGACAGGAAGCCUGGAACAAUCAGAAUAACUUGGUCAGCAUGGCAGCCCAGGAUCCUCCUUCUAGCCUGGGACCCCAAGGCCCCAACGGCCCCCGCCUAGAGGACAACACCCCCAACCACUGCCCUUACAGACUGUCCAGCAGCACUGCCGCUGGCCACUGUCCAGCCUAUGCACACGGGUCAUUCAAAGGUCAGUUCACCGAGGCUCCAUCCAGCGCAGGCUUCAGUGGGCAGCUGUGGAGAGGAGGCAACAGGAUGCAUCUGGUUUGUCCGAUGAACACGUCUCCUCAUGUGGACCCUCAGAAGUCUGGCCACGGGGUGUGGGAGGAGUUCUCCCACAGCUUCACCCCUGCUGUCCGGGAGGUGGUGGAGUUUGCCAAGAAGAUCCCUGGUUUCAGAGACCUCUCUCAGCAUGACCAGGUCAGCCUGCUGAAGGCUGGCACCUUUGAGGUGUUGGUGGUCCGCUUCUCUUCUCUGUUUGAUGUGAAGGAUCGUACUGUGACCUUCCUGGGUGGGAAGAAGUACAGCGUGGACACCCUGAGGGCCAUGGGCGCCGGAGACCUCCUCAACUCCAUGUUUGACUUCAGCGAGAAGCUCACAAACCUCGGCCUGAGCGAGGAGGAGAUGAGCCUCUUUACCGCGGUGGUUCUAGUCUCUGCAGAUCGCUCCGGGAUUGAGAACGUGAACUCGGUGGAGGCCCUGCAGGAGACGCUGAUCCGUGCACUGCGGAGUCUCAUCACCAAGAAUCACCCCAACGAGUCUGCCAUAUUCACCAAGCUGCUGCUCAAGCUGCCGGACCUGCGCUCCCUCAACAACAUGCACUCUGAGCAGCUGCUGGCCUUCAAGGUCCACUCCUGAGCUUUCCCACAGGACCUGCCUGGUGCUGGGCCCAGGCCUGACUCAGCGGUUGUGACCGGACCCAUGGAGGCUGAAUUUGCUCAUCAGAAGCAGGGACCACCGGCUCCCUUCACCUCCACACAUCCACACCUGGUCCGAGUCUUCACCCGUGCAGGUUUUGGGCCCCAUAGAUUCUUUUCCUCACCUCAGAAAGAUGAACUAAUGUGCAAGAUGUCAUUUGAAAAGGGCGAGAAAGACCAUUAUGUUAUUGUACUGUAGGGCUGAAAUGCCUCUGUUGUGGUAAUGCAUACAUACAGACACACUGAUUGAUGUAUAUGUUUCUCAUGUUUGUGUGUAGCAUAUGUUUGCAACUGUACAAAUGUUAGAAGCACCUUUUUGUAUAGUGUAGACUUGUAUUUUUGCAUUGAUAGUGCAAUAUGUGACUGCUUUUGACUUGAGCUGUAUAGGUUUUCUUCACUUGUGUAUAUUUUUUAGGUUGUGGCGGCACACAUUGAUUUGGAUAGAUGCUGUGCUUACAAGACAAGGGGAAGCCGUAAACUUAACCCCACCCCCCCAGACGAUGAAUGCUAAAGAGGAGAGUCGAGACUCCUCUCUAAAAACAAAAAAGCAGUUGACAAUGAGAGAGGAAUGUGAAAGCAAAGCUAUUGAGAGUCCCAACUUUCCAGUCAGCCGAAAACUUACCAAGAAUGUUGCUUAGAGGUUCGCUCAUCCGUCUGAAUAAAUUUGGAAAGCAAAAGGA